Messenger RNA from Orussus abietinus, 2038 nucleotides. RefSeq names its product retinal dehydrogenase 1. The record is from RefSeq and is a predicted model, not a curated record. The transcript is spliced from 10 exons. Lineage: Eukaryota; Metazoa; Arthropoda; Insecta; Hymenoptera; Orussidae. Gene Ontology annotation, molecular function: aldehyde dehydrogenase (NAD+) activity. The coding region runs from base 453 to 1925 and encodes 490 amino acids.
ACAUCUCUGACGAGGUGGGUCAGAAUCAACUAAUGGCAGCACUUCUCCGCGAUAGCAAUUUCUCUCGGUCUCAUUUAUAAAUAUCAUAGCCCAGCAAGGCGGUGAGACGAAGUUCGAUAAAACGCGAAUAUAAAAGGACGGCCUUUCAGGAGUACGAACAGAUUCGUGCCAAAAUAGUCUGGUCUCUACUCUCUACUAUCCACGGUUGUACCAUAAAUCAAUAAGAGUCACCAUCCGUAAUUUGACUUUAAGGCUGACUUCAAGGCUGCUGGUAGCGCAUUUUCGUAUUUUUUUGUUCUUUUUUUUUUUGCGUCAACAAGUGAUUCAGACAGUCCGACCAAUCAGUUUCGGUCGGUCUUACGACCCAGUGACAAACAUUAUCUUACUCUCUCGCUUGCUCUCGCAUAUUGCAAUAUUCCCUCGCAUUAAUAGUAACAUUUCCGCAUAAAAUAAUGGCGAAUCCGAAACCAACGAUUAAGUAUACUCAGAUAUUUAUCAAUAAUGAAUUCCUGGAUGCAGAAAGCGGCAAGACCUUUUCUACUAUAAAUCCAGCAAAUGGUUCGGUUAUUGCGGACAUUUCUGAGGGAGAUAAGGCGGAUAUCGAUAAGGCAGUGGCAGCUGCAAAAAAAGCGUUCGCCAGAGGUUCAGCUUGGCGCAAUUUAGAUGCAUCUGCACGAGGAAGACUUCUACAGAAGCUUGCAGACGCUAUUGAACGGGAUAUUGAUUACAUUGCAAGUGUGGAAACCCUUGAUAACGGGAAAACGUUUUCAAAUGCUAUCGACGAUGUACACAGUAGUAUUGCGGUAUUACGCUAUUAUGCUGGAUGGUGCGAUAAGAUUCACGGAGAAACUAUUCCUGCUGAUGGACCUUAUUUCACGGUGACCCGUAAAGAACCUGUUGGAGUAGUGGGCCAAAUUAUACCAUGGAAUUAUCCGCUGGCAAUGUUAGCAUGGAAAUGGGCCCCCGCUUUAGCAGCUGGAUGCACUCUAGUUCUAAAGCCUGCAGAGCAAACUCCAUUAAGUGCGCUUUACGCGGCAGCUCUUGCAAAGGAAGUCGGCUUUCCACCUGGUGUUGUCAACGUUGUUCCGGGUUACGGUCCAACAGCAGGUGCCGCUUUGGCAAUACAUCCCGAUAUUGACAAAAUCGCUUUCACAGGAUCAACUGAGGUAGGGCAUAAAGUCAUGCAAGCUGCAGCCAGUAGUAAUUUAAAACGUGUCAGCAUGGAAUUGGGAGGAAAAAGUCCUCUUGUCAUUUUUGAUGACGCUGAUGUUGAGGAGGCAGCGGAGAUCGCCAGUUCAGCGAUAUUUGCAAACCAUGGUCAAAACUGUUGCGCAGGCUCGCGCACUUUUGUUCAUUCAAAUAUUUAUGACAAAUUCGUCAAAUGUGCCGCUAAAAAGGCGGCUCAAAUCACAGUUGGGGAUCCGUUUAAUCCAGCUAACUCGCAAGGACCGCAGGUUGAUCAGGCUAUGCUUGAGAAGGUAUUAAAUUACAUUGAAUCUGGGAAGAAAGAAGGGGCCAUAGUGGAAGCAGGUGGAGAAAGAGAAGGCACCAUUGGAUACUUUGUUAAGCCUACGAUAUUUUCCCAUGUUACGGAUGAUAUGAAAAUUGCGAAAGAAGAGAUAUUUGGUCCUGUACAGUGCAUUUUGAAAUUUGAUACACUGGAAGAAGUUAUUGAACGUGCAAAUGCUACAUCGUAUGGACUUGCUUCCGGUAUUAUUACUAAAGAUAUUGAUAAGGCUCUUAUAUUUGCACAAACAGUACAGGCUGGAAGCGUAUGGAUUAACUGCUACGAUGCUAUAACUCCACAAACCCCAUUUGGUGGAUUUAAGAAAUCUGGAAUUGGACGCGAGCUGGGAUCAGAGGGACUGAAUGAAUAUCUUGAAACUAAGACGAUCAGAUGUAAGAUUCCUAAACUCAAUGUUUAAAUUCACUUAUCUUCUACAUUCUUUGUUAAACAUGAAUGCCCUUAUUAUGUACAUUAUAUAUAUUGAACAAGUUUAUAUGUUUUACGUACAAAAUAAAAGAUACUAACAUCCAA